GCUAGUGGGGACUUAGUACUAACGUUUAUUGUACCUGCAAAUGCGUCGUGCUACGCAUUUAUGAUGAUUUUUUAGUGGAAGGUCAAAAUAUAUUACAUUAACUAUUUGUGAUUUUUUAUUCAUUGGGCAUGUAUUAUUAUUAUAUUAUUCCGACAACAAGCAACCAUGAAUCGCGAAGUGAAAUAUAUGAACUAUGCUCUGUGUUUGACCGUGUUUGUUACGGGAGUUUUAUGUAAUUUAGAUAGUACAAAUAAUAUUAAGGAGUCAGAUUCAUUACACACCGUUGUCACACAUCGACUGAGAAGAGCUAUAUGUCCUAUCAAUAGUGAAUGUGUACCUUUAGGUUCAUGCCCACUUCUUUCUAAUCUCUUAAGUAACGACUGUGUGAGAUCAGACAAACUAGGUGAACUUAGUUGUGGCUUUCAAGGUUCCGGAUUGGUAUGUUGUCCGAGCGUGGAGAGCCACGGGGAGCAGGACAAAAUAAGUACACCUGGGAAAUAUGUAGAUGGAGUGAAAUGUGGCCAAUCACAGGUCGAGGGUGAAGAUUAUGAUGGGAUUGGGGCGUACCCGUGGGUAGCACGUAUCGGAUUUCGAAAUGUUUUAACAGGAGAAAUAAAAUAUCCUUGCACAGGAUCAAUAAUAAGUAACAAAGUGAUUCUAACUGCAGCCCACUGUGCUCUAGCCAAAGCAGAAAAUUAUAAAUUAUAUUCAGUCAGAGUUGGUGAAUGGCAAACUAACACCGACAUUGACUGUGGAGAAGAAUUUUGUGGUCUUCCUGUUCAAGAUAUUCCAAUAGGACAUGUAAUUGUUCAUCCAGGAUACCAAAAGCAGACAUACAGACACAAUAUAGCCUUAAUGGUCUUGAAAAAUAAAAUAAAAUACGGAGUGACAGCCCAGCCUAUCUGUCUGCCGGAAUCCUGGUCAGUCACAAGCAACAAUGGCGUUCUAGUAGGCUGGGGAAAAACAGCUGGACAAACUGAAAGUCCAUACCGCCAACAAACCUUAUUCCUUCCAAUUGUGAGUCUGAGACAAUGUGAGAAAAUUUAUGGUAAAACAUUACCGGUAUCUGAAGAGCAGGUGUGUGCAGGCGGUGAUCGAGGUCAAGAUGCUUGUAGUGGAUUUGGGGGUGCACCACUUCUUGUUAAACAUAGCUCAACAUAUUAUCAGGUUGGCAUCCUUUCCUUUGGUUCAGACCAAUGUGGAGCAGCAGGUGUUCCCAGCGUCUAUACUAACAUCAAAAAAUAUAUUACUUGGAUCAGAGAAAACUCUCCGCAAAUUAUAUAAUUUUUAGUAUAUUUUCUACUUAGUCAACUUUGUAAAUUUUAUUUCUAAAUUUAAUUUUACACCUAAUUGUGUUUUAUAUUUUUAUAUGAUUUAUUUAUACGAGAUCCAAAAAAAUCACAUCUAUAGAUACUACAUAUUUUCUGUGAUUUAUAAAAUAUAGUAUUAUUGGUAUUAUAUAAAUUAAGUUUUUAUUAAUUUGUAAUUUUUUUUUGUUCACAAAAUUUGUUCUGCAAAUUCUAAGACUACAGUAAAUAAUAAAAUAAAACUACAGCAUA
Messenger RNA from Sitophilus oryzae (rice weevil), 1559 nucleotides. RefSeq names its product CLIP domain-containing serine protease 14D-like. The record is from RefSeq and is a predicted model, not a curated record. Gene Ontology annotation, molecular function: serine-type endopeptidase activity. NCBI's taxonomy places the organism in Eukaryota, Metazoa, Arthropoda, Insecta, Coleoptera, Curculionidae. Gene Ontology annotation, biological process: proteolysis. Bases 166 to 1284 code for a protein of 372 amino acids. The transcript has 8 exons.